Messenger RNA from Anopheles marshallii, 1527 nucleotides. Its product is annotated as protein croquemort-like. Gene Ontology annotation, molecular function: scavenger receptor activity. The transcript is spliced from 4 exons. NCBI's taxonomy places the organism in Eukaryota, Metazoa, Arthropoda, Insecta, Diptera, Culicidae. Bases 1 to 1527 code for a protein of 508 amino acids. Gene Ontology annotation, cellular component: membrane; cytoplasm. The record is from RefSeq and is a predicted model, not a curated record.
AUGGCCUGUUGCUCGAACUGGUCGCCCACUUCCAAGCGCCUCUGUGCCUUGGGUAGUGCCACGGGUGUGUGCGUGUUUGCGCUCGCGCUCGGCUUGCUGUGGCCAUCGCUGAUAUGGGCAAUUGCCAAGCAGGAGUUUGUGCUGGAACCGGGCACCGAGGUGUACGACAAUUGGAUCGAUCCACCAAUCGACAUGUACCUCGAGAUAUUCCUGUGGAAUUGGACGAAUUCGGAGAACUAUCUUACGGAGAAGCCACACCUGGAGCAGCUGGGACCAUAUACGUUCCUGGAGCGACACGAGCGUGUAAAUCUCGUGUGGAACACUAACGACACGCUGACCUUUCAACAACGGCGUAUAUGGCACUACGUGCCGGAGAAAUCGGUUGGCGAUUAUGAGACGGACCGUGUCAUUACCAUCAAUCCCGUACUUCUGACCGUCGGAUAUGCAUUGCGCGACGAACCAGUAUUUCUCUUCUACGUUGAUGGGAUCAUCAUGGAAAACAAUCUGGCUACGACGCCCUUCUACGAUGUGUUGGUACGCGAGAUGAUCUUCGAGGGGUAUGAUGAUCAGCUGCUCACCAACCUGCUACUGCUGCUAGAAUUGAUCCCACCCGAAGCCCGUCCACCGAUAGAUCUGCCACCGUACGAUCGGUUCGGUUGGUUCUAUGGACGCAACGGUAGCGAAACGUACGACGGUACGUUUACGAUCGGUACUGGCAAAGAUACGGUGCAUAACACCGGCGUGAUGCGUCUCUGGAAUGGAGCAAAUCAGACCGACUACUAUCGUGGCGUUUGUGGCCAGAUACGUGGUACGACCGGGGAAGUAUGGCCACCGUGGGGACGAAGCUUAAGCGGAACACCACCGAACGUGACGGUGUUUGCACCGGACGUCUGCAGCUCGGUUACGCUGCAGUACGCCGAAGAGAUGGAACGGUACGGUAUCGAUGGGUUGCGCUGGGUCGGUAACGAUCGAGUGUUUGAUAACGGUGUACACUACGAGGAGACGGAGUGCCAGUGCACGGCGGAGGAUGUGAACACCUGCCCGGUGCUGGACAAUGGUUCGAUGGAUGUGUCGCGGUGUAAGUUUGGCGCACCGGCAACAGUAUCGUAUCCGCAUUUUUAUUUAGCCAACGAGAGUUAUCUCGCUGGUGUUACUGGUAUGAAUCCGAACGAGAAGGAACACCGGUUCGAGAUGGAGCUGGAACCGUACACGGGCGUACCGUUGGGUGUGAAGGCACAGUUGCAGGUCAACCUGAACGUUAAGCAGUACGGCAUGACAUUGCUAAGGAACAUCCCAGAGGUGAUGCUUCCGGUGCUUUGGUUCCGACAAACGGCGAGCCUCACCGAUGAGCUGGCGGAUGACAUAAAGUUGAUUUUACUGCUUCCGGACAUCGGAGUGUACGUCGCGUACGCUAUUGGAGGCAUCGGAAUAAUUGGUCUAGUGCUAGCGAUGUACUUCUCUGUCACUAGAUGGAAGCUGCAGAAUACGGAACCAGUGCAAACAGAAACCAAAAUGGCACUAGACUAA